Molecule: messenger RNA, 4794 nt
Organism: Musca vetustissima
Lineage: Eukaryota; Metazoa; Arthropoda; Insecta; Diptera; Muscidae
Gene: NSD
Product: nuclear receptor binding SET domain protein
Exons: 6
Coding region: 1-4794 (1597 amino acids)
Biological process (GO): regulation of DNA-templated transcription
Cellular component (GO): nucleus; chromatin
Molecular function (GO): protein binding; histone H3K36 methyltransferase activity
Source: RefSeq, a predicted model, not a curated record
AUGGAAAGCGAUGGUGAAAAUGCUGUUGUGAAAGGGCGGUCAAUGAGACGAAGCAAAAUUGGCCAACAGAAUGAAAGGAGUACCAAUGAGGAAAAUAUUGAUGGCACCUCGGGCAUCGAUGGCACGACAACGGAAAACAAUUCCAUGGAUGUCGAUAUAAAUGCGAAGGCCAGAGCCGUUCUCGACAACAGACAGUUAUCAAGCACCCCAAAUUCGUCGACACCAAGAAGAAGGAAGGACCCUUUGGCAAACCUUCAUUCUAAUCUCAGUCCAAAAUAUAUUGGCUUUGUUGCCACGACCUCUAAUUUGGAUAACAACACCGAAGAUAGAAGCCGGAAAACGAGAAGGCGUCACAAUCAAAGCAACAACGGUCAAGAUUUAUCUUUAUCGAAGGACACGCCCGAUAUGGAUGAUGACAUUAGUGGCGGUAAAUUGUUUGGUGUGCAUGAUACAUCGGUAGGAUAUGUGCGAAGAAUAACAAGAGAACCCACCAAUUCGCCAGAAAAUAGAAAUGGCCGGAGAAAAGAGUUUGUCAGUCCUAUUGACAAAUUGUUAAGAAAAAAUAGGUCUAUGGUAGAAGCUGAUAAACUCGUUGGAGAUGAUCCAUGGGCUGAAAAAGAAAAACUGCUUAAGAAUCAUUCGUUUCCAGAUGAAAAACACAUUUUUCGCGAUGAAAUAUUUGUGAAUAACAAUCACAAUCAUGUGUAUGACAAAAAUGAGGCUGAUGCUAACAAUGAAUGUGGAAAAGGUAUGAAAAAACACCAAAAUGAAUAUCACACAGAUGGCAAUGCCAAUGGCUAUAAUUCGGGCCAACUAAGUGAAUCUGAAAAAGAUAUGUCUAGUGAAAAUGAAAACAAUUCUCAGGGAAAUUCAGACAGUCAAGGCAAGAACAAUGAUACCAAAACUGAAAUAUAUAACUCGGAUGCAGUUGAUACACCAAGCCCUGUAAAAUUGGUCAAAUCUACAGAUUCUAUACGUAGAAAGGACAGGGACAAAAGUAUAGAUACAGCCAAUGACAAAUUGUCUGAGAAUGGCGAAGAAAAACAAUCUGAAUGUGAAAAUGCCUUUGACGAGGAAAUUGAUGAACGUUGCCCUAAAAUUUCAAAUGAUAAUUUGGUUAAACAAAAUCUAAUGGAAACCAAAUGCAACGAUAUUGAUGAGAAUGCAAACGAAAAGCAUAUGGCAACAACCCCAACACCUGAACAAGAUGCUUCUAAUACAAUUGAAGUAGGUAAUACAACAGAAGGGCAUGAUGAUGAUGCGAUUGCUGAAAAUGAAUACAAAUCCGAAGAUGCUAGAGACAUGGUGGAUGGAGUCGGGGAGGUGGAUGCUAACACCGACUUUGUCCAUACCUCAUCAGCCAAAUCACCAUCCACGAUUAGCAUGGACAGUGCCAAGGGCUCGUCAAUAUUGAACGAAGGAACAUGGAUGUCAUUUUCUACUGGCGACCUAUUCUGGGGACAAAUAUAUAACUAUUGCUAUUGGCCCUGUAUGGUUUGUCCUGACCCUGAAGGCAAAACGAUAACUGCAAAAGAAAACGUGACCUCUAGCGAUCAACAUGUACUGGUGCAUGUUCGCUUUUUUGCUGACAACGCUCGUCGAAAUUGGGUAAAAAGAGAAAACCUUAUGCCGUUCACCACUCUGGAACAGUAUCAGGAACGUUUAGAUGACUGUCGCCAGAAGUAUGGAACCAAAAGUGCAAAGUUUAAGCAGUUUGUGCCCAAAAAGAAUAAAGUGGCAGUUUGGUAUGAAGCGGUGAAUGAGGCAAAUAUGGUAGCAGCCGUACCAUAUGAAGAUCGUUUGGAGAAGUUUUAUGAAAUAUUUGAUAAAUCUAAAUUAUCGCAAAAAAAUAAACAACAACGUCGAAAAUCCAUGUACAUACCGGCAUCUAAAAAUUUAACUGCAUCGGAUGCGGAAAGUUUAUAUGGAUCACAUGAGAAUAUUAACAAUUUAUCGGCUCCAGUCACUGCAGGCAAACGUGAGCGGUCGACUUCGCCAUUUAGUCCGGCAUAUUCUCCCAUUAAGCAUUUAUCUGUGAAAAAACGUAAAUUAAGUGCAGACCUAGCAGUGUCAACGGAUACCGAAACUAUUAGCAGUAGUGACACAAUUGAAAUAUCGAGUGGUGACCAAAAAAUGUCUAAUAACGAUCAACAGUCGGUUGCGAGAAAAUCUUUGGAUGAUUUUAAUCUUUUUCAUAGUAAAGCCUUUCAAGAUUUCUAUGUGGCUAUGAAGGAUUUUGUACUACAAGACAAUACUGAUGAGAACUUGGACAAAAGCUUACUGGUAGCUGUGCGUAACAUUUGGGCACUUAAGCAGUUAAGUCACCAACAAAUGCAAUGCAAACUAAGCCUUACGACUAACGAAUUGGAUACGAGUACAAAUAAUGCUCACGAUACCGAGCCCGGAGGUGUUAAACGCCUUUCGAGUCGUUUGCGAACACUUAUGAUGCGAAAGUCUAUGCUCUCGCAGCGUUCGUCCAUUGAUUUGACCAAUGAAACCCAGACGGUUGCAAAAGUAUCGCAGCCGAAGGAUACCUUGAUCGAAAAACCCAAGAAAAUGGUUAAUCGUCCAAUUUUAGAGGUCAUAGAUGAUAUUUUCGAACUGGAUAACAAAUAUCUGUUCAAAGGCUUGGGUCGAGAUCCUGUGUGCAAGUACUGCUUCAAACCCGGUGGAAGUUUGAGACGGUGUACUGGCCGAUGCCAUGGCUGGCUACACCCUGAAUGCCUGCACAUAAAUUUCUCAGAAAACGGCAAAGUUAGGAAAUGGCACAAGCGCGGCAUUUCCGCAAUAAAAUCAGUGAACGAUUCUAACCUUGAAGCUAGCAAAAGUAACAGCUCUUCCACUACUGAUUUAGCCUCUAUCGAGCCGAGUCCCGAAUCAUCUAGCGCGGUUCCUCACAUAACUGCUGAAACUGAAGUUGAAGUGACAUGCCGAGAGUGUGCCAAUAAUGAGCCCACGAAAUGUAUGGUGUGUAAGCUGACGGACUCCGCUAAAGUAGAUGAUCCGCUAGUCAAAUGUACAAUGGGUCAGUGUGAUCGGGCGUUCCAUCCCGCCUGUUGCAAAUAUUGGCCCCAAUCCAAAAUAACCAUAUCGAAAAAUCGAAUACAAUCGUUCCGCUGUCCUUCGCACGUUUGUCACACCUGCGUGUCAGAUGAUCCCAAAGGAAAAUUCCAACAAUUAAGCAACGCCAAAAUUACCAAAUGUGUCAAAUGUCCCGCCACUUAUCACACAGAUUCCACAUGUAUUCCGGCAGGAUCACAAAUUCUAACUGCGGCCCAUAUAAUAUGUCCACGACAUUCCAGCACGAAGCAUGACCAGACUCUUAAUGUGAAUUGGUGUUUUAUUUGCGUUCGUGGAGGCCAGGUGGUAUGUUGCGAGACGUGUCCCACUGCAGUACACGCCCAAUGCCUAAAAAUUCCCAUCGAUCCCAACGAGGGCUACAUAUGUGAAGAAUGUGAGUCAGGACGAAUGCCCCUCUAUGGCGAAAUGGUGUGGGCCAAGUUCACCCAUUUCCGAUGGUGGCCUGCUAUUAUCUUACCCCCAACUGAGAUACCUACAAACAUAGCGAAAAAGAAUCACAAUCCAUCUGAUUUUGUUGUUAGAUUCUUUGGCACCCAUGAUCAUGGUUGGAUUUCUAGACGGAGGGUAUAUCUGUAUUUGGAGGGAGACUCGUCGGAACCGCCCAAAACGAAAGCAGCAAUCGAUAAGUACUAUAAUGAAGGAAUAGUAGAAGCCAAAAAAAUCUAUGAAAUUGUAAAAGCCAAAAAGCAACAACAACGUAUGUCGAAUGAAAAUAAAGAGCGGUUGCACCCUCAACCUUACACACGAAUUAAAGCGAAUCGUCCCGUUCCACCAGUUAAACUUCACAUUGAUAUCGAAAGUGUAAGUAAAUGCGAAUGUGAUCCCAACGAAGAGAAUCCGUGUGGUCCGGAAAGCAAUUGUCUUAAUAGGGUCUUGUAUCACGAAUGCAAUCCUAAAGUGUGUCCGGCAGGAGAACGUUGUCAAAAUCAAAUGUUUGAGACUCGAAAGUCCCCGCAAUUGGAUGUAAUUUACAUGAAGGAACGUGGUUUUGGUCUCAUAACCCGCGAACCAAUCAAAUCCGGCACUUUUGUUAUCGAAUAUGUGGGAGAAGUAAUCAACGACGAUGAGUUUCGGGCGCGAAUGGCUCAGAAGUCAUUGGAUCGCGACGAGAAUUUCUACUUUCUGUCCGUGGAGAAGGAUUAUAUUAUCGAUGCUGGACCUAAGGGUAAUUUGGCUCGUUUCAUGAAUCACUCUUGCGAUCCCAACUGUGAGACACAAAAGUGGUCAGUGAAUUCCUUAAAUCGGGUAGGCUUAUUUGCCAUCAAAGAUAUACCAGAGAAUACUGAAUUGACAUUCAACUACCAUUGGGAUGAUUUGCUGGGCAACGAAAAGAAGACUUGUUAUUGUGGUUCCAAAAAUUGCGUGGGUCAGAUUGGAGGCAAGAAAAAGGAUAUGGAUAACAAGGAAACGUCGCCCAGUUCCGAUGAUCCCAAACCUAAAAGUACAAAGGGGAGGAAGAAAUCAAAGGUGAAGCCAUUGAAGAAGGGACUACAUGCAAAACCAGUAGGCGUAGUAAAACGUAAACCCGCAACGAAGUUGAAAAUUAAUGCGUCGACCAAGUACAAAUCGAAUAAGAUGGCAGCAGCAGCGGCUGUUGCAGCCACAUUGAGUAAAAAACAAUUGAGUCCAGGCGAAAAUAACAUCACAGCCGACAACGAGGAAGAGGAGGCAGUCAGCAAUAUUUAUACAAAGACCGAUGUCGAUAUGUCUUAA